Molecule: messenger RNA, 1341 nt
Organism: Diospyros lotus (date-plum)
Lineage: Eukaryota; Viridiplantae; Streptophyta; Magnoliopsida; Ericales; Ebenaceae
Exons: 4
Coding region: 1-1341 (446 amino acids)
Source: RefSeq, a predicted model, not a curated record
AUGCGCAAAACUUAUGCCUACAAAGGCCCUACCGUGGCCGCAAGCACUAGCAGGUACAAGCCGAAGGUACCACCCCCGCCACAAGCCAUGUCCAGCAAGACUAUUCCCCCAGGCGUACGACGACUCUCAUGGGUAGAAAUGCAAAAAUGGUGCAAGCAAGGCCUAUGCUUUAAUUGUAACAAAAAAUUUACUUUGGGUCAUAAGUGUAAGGUGGCCCAAGCAUUUCUGAUCGAAUGUGAACACCCACAGGAAUGGGACGGGGAAGAGGCAGAGCCUGACAUGCCUCUAGACUGGCCUGCAGAAGGCACUGAAGUAGACAUUGAAGAACAGCCAGAAGUAUCCCUACAUGCUUUGGUUGGUUCUUCCGGACCACAGACCUUGCGCAUCAUAGCCUGGUUGCGCAACAAAGAAGUCAGUCUGCUUAUUGACAAUGGGUCAACACAUAAUUUUAUCAGCACAAGGAUCGCCCAAAGAUUGCAAAUCCCAAUUACCCGCAUUGACUCUUUUCACAUGCGUGUGUCAAACGGGGUUGACAUCGUAUUGGGUGUGCAAUGGCUAUCCCAAUUGGGAAAAGUGGUGUUCGAUUACAAGCAACUCGCCAUGGAAUUCACACUCGGGGGCCGACAAGUAUGCUUGUUAAUGCAGCCUGGUCAUAGCCGUGCGAGGGAAGAAAUAGCAAUCGACAUUCAAGAGGUACUUGCCGAUUUUCCCUCGGUCUUACAAGAACCUACCACUCUACCACCAAGUAGGGCCUGUGAUCACUGCAUUGCCCUCAUAGAUGAGCAGCAGCCCGUUAAUGUACCCCCUUACAGGUACGCUCACCACCAAAAAGAUGAAAUAGAGAAGCAAGUAAAGGAAAUGCUCAACCAGAAUCUCAUACGACCGAGCAUGAGUCCUUUCUCUUCACCAGUCCUACUCGUCAAGAAAAAAGAUGGCUAUUACUGCAAAUUUGUGCGGCACUAUGGGAUUAUUGCCAAGCCAUUAACACAAUUUCUCAAGAAAGGUAACUUUCAGUGGACAGAUGAGGCAAACCAAGCUUUCACAGCACUCAAGCAAGCCAUGACAUGCACGCUUGUCUUAGCUAUGCCGGAUUUCUCCCAACACUUUGAAGUGCAUACGGACGCCAGCAAUAUUGGUAUUGGUGCGAUGCUAGUGCAACAAGACCGACUAGUGGCCUACCUCAGCAAGGCCCUUGGGCCAACUAAAGGAACAUGGUCCGCAUAUGCCAAAGAGAUGCUGGCCAUCAUUGAAGCAGUCCGAGUAUGGCGUCCUUAUCUAUUGGGGCAAUGUUUCAAGAUUGUUACUAAUCAGCAACCCUUGCGAUACUUAUUGGAGCAAUGA